This is a messenger RNA of Arabidopsis lyrata subsp. lyrata, 2139 nucleotides long. RefSeq names its product probable WRKY transcription factor 16. The coding region runs from base 1 to 2139 and encodes 712 amino acids. The record is from RefSeq and is a predicted model, not a curated record. Gene Ontology annotation, molecular function: ADP binding. Gene Ontology annotation, biological process: signal transduction; defense response. The transcript is spliced from 4 exons. Lineage: Eukaryota; Viridiplantae; Streptophyta; Magnoliopsida; Brassicales; Brassicaceae.
AUGGCGGGUCAAACCAUGGUAAGAAUCAGCUUUGAUAGCUCGGAAGAGAGACUACGGUGGUCCUUUGUCCCCCAUCUCUCUGCGGCAUUUGGCCGUAAAGGCAUCUCUGUGUCCACAAGUAUGAACGAUGAGUUUGUAGCUUCCUUGUUGGUUUUUUCUGAGAAAUACGUGUCUUCCAAGGAAUCUUUAGAUGAAGUCGUUAAGACUAUCCAACAGAGACAUGACAAAGGCCAUGUGGUGGCCACUGUAUUUUAUGGAGUCAGCAGGUCAGAUGUGCAAGAACUGAAGGGGAAUUUCGGAAAGGUGUUACUUGAAAAUGGGGCUUCAGAUCAAGUAACGCAAUGGCACAACGCUCUUGCGGAAAUAGCAAGCUUACCUGGCUAUGAAGCAAGCAAUACUCAAAGUGAUUACGAAUUUGUCGAAAAGAUUACGAGAGAUGUUUAUGAGAAGAUCUUUCCAAAGGAACGAAUAGGAAUCUACUCAAGGAUGCUGCCAGCUAUAGAAAACUUGCUAUGCAAGCAACCAUGGGGAGUUAAAAGCAUAGGGAUUUGUGGUAUGCCAGGCAUAGGCAAGACAGCGCUUGCUAAAGCAGUCUUUGACCAAAUGUCUGGUGGCUAUGAAGUCACUUGCUUCGUCGAAAAUUUUCAUGAAGCCUUUCACAAGAAGGGACUUUACGGUUUGCUGCAGGAACAUUUCAAGAACCUUCCAAACAAAACACUUCAACAAAGAGUUCUUGUUGUUCUUGAUGAUGUGCGAAACCAUCUAGAUGCAGAGUCUUUUCUCGCUGAGCUUUUCUUGUUUAGCCGUGGAAGCCUGAUCAUAGUAACCACCAGAGAUGAGCAAGUGCUUUCUCAGUGUCGAGUCAAUCAAACAUACAAAGUUGAAGGAUUAAACAAGCAAGAGUCUCUGCAACUAUUUUCCUUGUGUGCAUUUGAAAGAAAUGUGACAGACAAGAAUCCUCUUCCAGAGCUUUCUAUGAAGUUGAUAGAACACGCUAAUGGAAACCCUUUAGCUUUAAGAUUAUACGCCGAAGAUAUGUCCUCACACAAGAAGCUGAAUCAAAAGGAGACUUUGUUCCUCAUGCAAGCUCCUCCACAUCAGAUUACGGAAGUAGUCAAGAGUAGCUACAAUGCACUCAGUGACAACGAAAAGAACAUACUUGUGUAUAUUGCUUAUUUCUUCAUAGGCGCAAAUGUCGAUGAUGUAUCCAAACUACUUGAAGACCUUGGUUUCUUUCCGGAUUUUGGAAUCGGCCGGCUUGUGGAGAACUCUCUGGUGACUAUUUCAGAAAACAGAUUUGAAAUGCAUAGCAUGAUUGAGGCAGUAGUCCGGGAAAUCGGGAGGUGUCAUAGAUUCAAAAUCAACAAAGACCCUAAAACAAGUUUCAAAUGUGUAUUGGGCACUAAAGAUAUCGAAGCGAUGUCUCUUGAUGCAUCUAACUUAAACCCAGAUGUCAAACUUUCUUCACUUGCAUAUAUGUAUAACCUUAGAUUCCUGAAGAUUUAUUAUUCUGACCCUAAAAACAGUCGCAAGGCUCUCGAGUCUUUGCCCUGUGGGCUUAGACUUCUUCAUUGGGAAUAUUACCCUUUGCAAUCUUUACCACAAGAUUUUAAUACAAGCAACCUUGUUGAGCUCAAUAUGCCUUAUAGUCAACUCCAAAGACUUUGGGGAGGAACCAAAAACCUCAAGAUGCUGAAGAGGAUCAACCUUCGCCAUUCAGAGAAGUUGUAUGAAGCUGAGGAACUUUCAGAAGCUUUAAACCUUGAGCAAAUUGAUCUCAGUGGCUGUAAGAACUUGCAAAGUUUUCCAGCCAUUCAUCAAUUGCAAAAACUCCAAGUUGUUGAUCUCUCUGGUUGCACACAAAUCAAAAGUUACCCUGAGUUUCCAUCUAAUGUCACAUUGAAAUUCCAGGGAACUACCAUUAAGAAAUUCUUCCCUCCAGUCACAUUCACCAUCAAGAGCUUACUGGAGCUCUUCGACAAUCCUUCUGGACAACAAAUCUUUGACGACUUUCGGAAACUCGGAAGCUUCUUGAGUAGCCAAGAAAGGAUAACAAAUCCAGAUAUGAUGGAAUCACCAACCAUAUUAGCUAUGAUAUUGCAGAAAGCAAUAAAAAGAACCUCAAGUCUUCAGUUGUAA